AAACCCAAUCUCAGGUGUCAUUUCCGCACAGAGCAAAAUCAAAGAAAUGGCGUGGCGCGGUGGCUCUCUCUCGAGGUCGUUACUCUCCGCCGCAAGAACCACACCAAGUCGUUGCUCCGUGACUCGCCUCCAACGUUCUUCUUCCCCUUCACUUCGCUCCCACCUUCUUCACCCUCGCCGCCCUCUCUUUACACUCCCCAGGACAAUUGGAAUUCUCGGGUGCACGCAAUCGCUGAUGCCUCUGCACAGCACUGAUGCCGCCGCUCGUCUGACUUCUCACAUCUCCGUCGAAUCGCGCGCUUGCUGCGAAUUGUCCCAGGGUACUUGAACAGACUUUGGAAAAUGUAUCAGUUGUGAUUAUACGUUUGACUGAACGUGAAAUGGUGGCUAAUGCUGUGAGGGAGGAAGCUUGUUGGAGGUUUGGGUUGUUCGAUUGAGAAAUAUUAUCAUUUGUACGAAAUAAAUAAAGUAUACAGCGUAUCCUUCUAAUUGAAACUUUUCAGGUUAAAUUGAUCGGCAUCGACAUUGUUUGGGAAUGGAGUUAUACUGAACAUAAGUUUUUUGUAGAUGUUAAUUGGUAUAUUGGCUUCUCAUCACUGGAUAAAGUAGUUGCAACGAUUUCACUUCAUGCUUACAUAAAAUUAGAAAGUUGUAUACUGUUGGUGA
Vigna radiata var. radiata (mung bean) is the source of this 666-nucleotide messenger RNA. RefSeq lists its product as uncharacterized. The record is from RefSeq and is a predicted model, not a curated record. Bases 47 to 328 code for a protein of 93 amino acids. NCBI's taxonomy places the organism in Eukaryota, Viridiplantae, Streptophyta, Magnoliopsida, Fabales, Fabaceae. The transcript is spliced from 3 exons.